This is a messenger RNA of Cynara cardunculus var. scolymus (artichoke), 1359 nucleotides long. RefSeq names its product methyltransferase-like protein 22. The transcript has 9 exons. Gene Ontology annotation, biological process: protein methylation. Gene Ontology annotation, cellular component: nucleus. Bases 37 to 1098 code for a protein of 353 amino acids. NCBI's taxonomy places the organism in Eukaryota, Viridiplantae, Streptophyta, Magnoliopsida, Asterales, Asteraceae. The record is from RefSeq and is a predicted model, not a curated record. Gene Ontology annotation, molecular function: protein methyltransferase activity.
GUUUCUCCGAAGUAGGGUUUCGUCUCACCGGUGAAAAUGGACGGCGAUGACGACGAACCACAUAUAUCGCCACCGAUUCAACCGGAGACGAUGAAUUUACCGGAAGACAGUGAGAAGGAAGAGGAAGAUCAUGUAAUGAGCGAGAUUCACGUUGGCUGUCCACCGAAAUUCUCAGGAUCUUUCGUUUCUCACUUCACCUUCUCAAUUCCACCAGAUGUUAAGUACAUUGAAAGCAAAUAUGAAUAUGAAGUCGUAGAUGAUUCAAAGCAACACCAGGAAGUUAGCUUGGAUGAUGAUGGCGAUCUUUCUUUACCUAGACGCAAAAAACAUUCAAAGGACAAGUUUGUUGUGGAUAUCCGGCAUAACAUAACAUCAUCAAUUCCGAAGGUUGGUUUGCAGGUUUGGAGAGCCGAACUGGUACUCGCCGAUUUUGUUUUGCAUAAGAUGUUCACUUCGUCUGAGUUUGAUGGGAUUGUGGCAGUAGAACUUGGUGCUGGUACAGGAUUGGUUGGUAUGCUACUUGCACGGGUUGCUAAAACAGUCUUUCUGACAGAUCAUGGGGUAGAGAUACUUGAAAAUUGUGCUAAGACUGUCCAUCUCAACUCCGCAAUGCUACCUUCUAAAACUUCGGUUUAUGUACGUGAACUUGAUUGGAAGGCUUCAUGGCCCCCUAUGCAACGCAAUUCUGCACCUUGUCACAGUUAUGCUUGGAAUCCAUCAGAAUUUGAAGAACUUGAGAGGGCAUCUUUGCUGGUAGCUGCUGAUGUAAUUUAUAGUGAUGAUCUCACUGAUGCUUUAUUCGGUACUUUAGAGAGAUUACUCUCGAGCGGUUUGAAGAAGGUGUUAUAUUUGGCCCUCGAAAAGCGUUACAACUUCAGUCUUGACGAUCUCGACGUUGUUGCAAAUGGGUAUUCGUGUUUUCGAAGAUACGUGAGGGAUGAGAGCGAUGAAGUAGAACACGAUGAUCUUGAAAAUCGAUCUUUAUGUGCCUUUGUCGGCACCCGCAUUGAUCUUACCGAGAUCCCUCGGUAUGCGGAUAAUUACGAUCGAGGACAGGAUGUAGAGCUCUGGCAAAUCAAGUAUGCAAGAGAAGGCUGAAACCUACAUUAAUACUAACCAAUAUUCUCGCGUGGCCCUACGCUCGUCUUCGACACCAUGUUAACUCCGUGGCACACCAUGGCCUGAUGUCUGAUUUCCGUAAGGCGUUGUUUGAUCUUUUUUUAACCUUUAGUGCUAUAUUUUUCAGUUCUUAGUAUAUUAACCUAAUUUAAUUUGUUCAAUAUAUCGACUAAUCGAGAAAAUAGUAGAAAACAUGUAAUGCAUAUUCAAGGGAGAUGAGAUCGAAUCGGUUUUGCUAUC